This is a messenger RNA of Elephantulus edwardii (Cape elephant shrew), 888 nucleotides long. RefSeq names its product HLA class II histocompatibility antigen, DM alpha chain-like. The coding region runs from base 1 to 888 and encodes 295 amino acids. The transcript is spliced from 4 exons. Gene Ontology annotation, molecular function: MHC class II protein complex binding. NCBI's taxonomy places the organism in Eukaryota, Metazoa, Chordata, Mammalia, Macroscelidea, Macroscelididae. Gene Ontology annotation, cellular component: MHC class II protein complex; membrane. The record is from RefSeq and is a predicted model, not a curated record. Gene Ontology annotation, biological process: positive regulation of T cell activation; immune response; immunoglobulin production involved in immunoglobulin-mediated immune response.
AUGGAUCAUGAGCAGAACCAAGGAGCUGUGCUGCUAGUACUGCUGCAAUUUCUGUGCCUGCUGCCCCACUCCUGGGCCACCCCUGAAGCUCCUACUACAGUGUGGAAAGACAACCUGCAGAACCACACGUUCCUGCACACAGUGUACUGCCAGGAUGGGUAUCCAAGCCUGGGACUCUCUGAAAGCUACGAUGAAGACCAGCUUUUCUCCUACGACUUUAGCCAGAACACCCGCUUGCCUCGCCUGGCUGAAUUCGCUGACUGGGCUAAGGAUGAGGGAGAUGCCUCUGCCAUUUCUUUUGACAAAGAAUUUUGCCAGGGGAUGAUCCAGCAAAUAGGCCCACGGCUUGUUGGGGAAAUUCCAGUGUCCAGAGGGUUUCCUGUUGUUGAAGUGUUCACGCUGAAGCCCCUGGAGUUCGGCAAGCCCAACACACUGGUCUGUUUUGUCAGUAAUCUCUUCCCACCCACAUUGUCCGUGAGCUGGCAGCAUCAUUCGGUCUCUCUGGAAGGAGUUGGACACACCUUUGUCUCAUCAAAUGAUGAACUGAGUUUCCAGGCCUUUUCUUAUUUAAACUUCACACCGGAACCCUUUGAUCUUUUCUCCUGCAUUGUGACUCAUGAGAUUGACCGCUACACUGCGAUUGCCUUUUGGGUGCCCCAGAAUGCUCUUCCUUCAGAUCUUCUAGAGAAUGUGCUGUGUGGUGUGGCCUUUGGCUUAGGUCUGCUGGGCAUCAUUGUGGGUACUAUUCUCAUCAUCUACUUCAGAAGGCCUUGUUCAAGGGGUAUGUUAAAGCACUGGAAAGGUGUGAGCGAGCCCUGGGAGCUAGACACAGUGCUGUAUAUGGAGGAAGACAGGUUAUUCCGUGGCAUGGGGGAAGACAUAAAGUGA